This is a messenger RNA of Hibiscus syriacus, 1188 nucleotides long. Its product is annotated as probable hydroxyacylglutathione hydrolase 2, chloroplastic. Bases 85 to 1065 code for a protein of 326 amino acids. The transcript is spliced from 8 exons. Lineage: Eukaryota; Viridiplantae; Streptophyta; Magnoliopsida; Malvales; Malvaceae. Gene Ontology annotation, molecular function: hydroxyacylglutathione hydrolase activity. The record is from RefSeq and is a predicted model, not a curated record.
CUCGACAGAGAGACAGAACUCUUAAGAGAAAGUAAACCCAUUUUAGAGAGAGAGAGAGAGAGAGAGAGAGGAAGUUUUAACCAAAUGCUCUCUAAACCUUCAUCUGCCAUGGCCUCCUUCCCUUGUUCCAGGGUGAGGAGUGGGCUUUGCCUCUGGCCAGGCAAGAGGCAACUGUGCAUUAGAGAGGGUCUUGUGUAUGGCCUUAUGCGCUUACUAUCAAUUCCCUUCAAAACCUUGCGUGGAGCGAGUCGCUCUCUUAGGGUUGCAGAGUUUUGCAGUGUUUCCAAUAUGUCUUCCUCGUUACAAAUUGAAUUGGUACCAUGUCUUGGAGACAAUUAUGCAUAUCUUUUGCAUGAUGUGGACACGGGCACAGUUGGAGUCGUUGAUCCUUCAGAAGCUGUGCCAAUUAUCGAUGCUUUGAGUCGGAAAAACUGGAAUUUGACUUAUAUAUUGAAUACCCACCACCAUCAUGACCACACUGGUGGGAAUACGGAGUUAAAAGCAAGGUAUGGUGCAAAGGUGAUUGGUUCUGGAAUAGACAAAGAUAGGAUUCCUGGAAUUGAUAUUGUUCUAAAUGAUGGGGAAACGUGGAUGUUCGCAGGUCACGAGGUACAAAUCAUGGAAACUCCUGGUCAUACCCGAGGCCAUAUUAGCUUCUAUUUUCCGGGUUCUCGAGCAAUAUUUACCGGAGACACUUUGUUCAGCUUAUCAUGUGGCAAACUUUUCGAAGGAACCCCGGAGCAGAUGCUUUCUUCUCUACAGCGGAUUAUGUCACUGCCUGAUGAGACAAAUAUAUACUGUGGUCAUGAAUAUACUUUGAGUAAUUCGAAAUUUGCUUCAUCUAUUGAACCCAAGAAUAAUGCACUUCAGGCUUAUGCCACCCAUGUAGCUCACCUUCGAAACAAGGGAUUGCCUACGAUUCCGAGUACAUUAAAGAUGGAGAAGGCAUGCAAUCCAUUCCUCCGUACAUCAAGUGCAGAAAUACGGAAGGCGUUAGAAAUUCCGCUGGUGGCAGAUGAUGCGGAAGCCUUGGGUGUCAUAUGUCGAGCAAUGGAUAAUUUCUAGUAGUACUUGCAUACAUAGCUACUAGCCUGCUACACAUAUAUGAUACUUCAUUCCUGUUUGUGUACAGCUGAAUUGAUGAUUUCUCUUCCAUUAUGAAAUGAUCUAAACACAACAAAUGUUCAU